Molecule: messenger RNA, 4500 nt
Organism: Lethenteron reissneri (Far Eastern brook lamprey)
Lineage: Eukaryota; Metazoa; Chordata; Hyperoartia; Petromyzontiformes; Petromyzontidae
Product: noelin-like
Source: RefSeq, a predicted model, not a curated record
UCUCGCUGUGCCGCAAGCACUCGUAUUAAGCCUCGGUGGAGACACCAAGCUUGCCUUCCACCACGGUGUGUCUGCGUGCAGCACCCAAGAAGCCAGCUCUGGGAACACGCUCGGCUUAGCCUCGCCUCUCACAUUCAUUCGAAGCAUCAUCCUACACCGCUUCUCUAUUUCUCGCUCACACACACACAUUAUCGUCGCUUUCAUCUAUGCCACCGCCUGUGUGUCUAUCACAAUCUCUGCUUUGAGUCAUCUGGUGCCGUGUAUUUUAUUGUGUCGUCGUUUACGCAGCGAUAUCUCCCACGUGUGAUGUCUGUGAUGCUCUCUCAGUGAUUUUGUUGAAGGGAGAGAGAAAAAAAAACAAUGCUCACAGUUCACAUGGCAUGUUUCUGUUACGAUAUAUAAUUAAUUCGUAAUCUUAUGGUUUCCAUCAGAUUCUGUUCGUCUUUGAAAGGUUUUUUUUACAUUUGCUUUUUGAGGUAUAGGCUCACCUAGCCACAUGUAUGUGAGUUUUUGUUUCUGUAUGUAAGUAUUAUUUUUGUAUCCCAAUAUUGUAUUUGUGUCCGAUUACAUUUCCAAAGCAUGUAAUGUCCAUAACUCAUCCACGCACACCACAUCACACGGCUGUGGGAAUUACCCAGGGUGAUAAAAAAACAUCACAAUACAGCAACGUACACACACUCACUACACACACACUCACUCGUACACUCACCACCCACACUGAUACUCACUACACACACUCACCACACACACUGAUACACUCACUACACACACACACUCACUAUACACACACUCACACUGAUACACUCAUUACACACACUCACCACACACACUCACAACACACACACUCACCACACACACACUCACCACACACCCUCACCACACACACUCACCACACACACACACGCGCACCAUGCGAGUUAAAUAGCAGCAGUCAUCAUCCAAGAACCUCUUCUUGAGCCGCAUUCAUUUCCCUCCUCUGCGGAGCGACUCGCAUCCAAGUCGCACGCGACUUCAGCCAAGACCACAACACACACAGAGAGACUUCAGCCAAGACCACAACACACAGAGAGAGGCAUGGACCCUCGGCUUGCCGCUCUCUUCCAUGCUGUGCUGUGUCUGCUCCCUCCUCCCGGCUUCUCUCAGGUGCCGGCAGUGGCCGCGGGGCCUGACGAGGGCUGGCAGGUCUACAGCUCGGCCCAGGACGCCGAGGGCCGCUGCAUCUGCACCGUGGUGGCGCCGCAGCUGCGGAUGUGCUCGCGGGACGCGCGCAUGCGGCAGCUGAGACAGCUCCUCGACAAGGUCCACAACAUGUCGCAGACGCUGGAGGCGUUGAGCGAGAAGGCGCAGAGCGGCCUGGUGUACGUGCGCCGCGUGGAGACGAAGAUGAAGGGCCUCGAGAGCAGCUUCCGUCAGGUGGAGCAGAGCAGGAAAGCGGUGCUGACCGGCAAGCCGCAGGACAAGAAAGGCUGAUUCACGUGCCGGUGAGCGGAAAGGAAGCCCCACGAGAGAAGAAUUCUACGACCUUCAGAGGAGACACUUUUUCGAGACACCGCAAUGAAAACCGCCACCAGGGUCUUGUAAAUACUUUGACAAACAAAACAAGCAACUUUCCCCUCUCAACGAGACACAAUUUUACCGCUCGCCAGGUGUGCGUUUUUUGGCAAAGCGUCAAGCUGGACGAGUCGAGCGGUCGUUCGUCCGUCUGAAGUUCUUUUGAUUUUCGGAUGUGCCAACUCGUAAGAGACGCCUCAACAACAACAACAAAAGCGACCUGGGACAAUUUUCCGCGAGUCUCGAAUGAUCAAAACAAACACGUAAGUUUGUCCGUGUCAAACCUCAACUUUUGUUUUUCUCCAACGGUCAUCUGCUUAUUAUUUUAGAUGCCGCAUCGAACUUCGGAUACAUCCGUCCGCCACGCGGCGGAGGAAAUCAACCGGCCGUGGAAGCGUGCGCGGCGCAUCGGAGGUCACGUUUUUACCGAGUGAAGAAUUGAAGAACGUUGGGAGUUUCACGCGAAGAACAUCCGGACCGAACGUUCAGAACAUGUCGCUCGAGUUUCAGUAUCGUUUGUUAACGCUGCUUCAGAAAUGAUUUUGCCGUACCCCCCAUCGUUCCUAUGUUGGGGUCCUCAGCCGGUAAAGCGCGAAAGAAGGAAAUUAACGUCAAUAUUUUGACAAAGUUUGAAAUGAACUCGUGUGAACGGUAAUCAACGCACAAUCUGUCGUUUUCUAAGCUUUAAUUUCACAUCCUGCAGUUUGCAGUAGAAUAUCCUGAUUGCGUUUGAUAUCUGUACAGUUCAUUAAAAUGCUUUGAGUGUUUAUAUUCAUUGACACAGUUGUACUGGUCGCACUGUUCAAGGUGAUCUGUGUUUACAUCAUGGAUCAGUGUUGUUGGGAGGGCGACAUUCACAAACUAGUAAUCACAUCUGAUUACUUGAGGUUUCACAGGUAAUAUGUAAUCCCCAUGUGGUGGUGGGGUGACGUGCAGAUGUUCGCGGUUUGAAUCCAUCGGACCGCCCUGGUUAAUACUGCGGUGCAUCUUAACCGUUCCCCAUUCCGAGACGUCUGUAAAUUGCAGGGAGGGUGUCCCAUUCACCACUGAAUCUCGGAACAGGCAGACGGCUCAGCGUUCAUUUUAUUCAGAGGCAUAGUAGCACCGCUGUUGAUUAAAGACGUUGUACUCACCGCACAGGACUGUAGCGACAAGACCGCCCUGUAUGAUAGCUGGCGCCAAGCUGUGCCACACGCCCUCCCGCGUGGCCUUGUGGGAGCCUCGGUACCGAUAAAGUAUUUUUUUCCGGUUCCGUUUCGAUUCGGGACGGGAUCAGAAGAAAAUGCGAUGCCGUACGUGUACAUACGUGUACGUCAUCGGAACAGGAAAGGGUUACCCGGUGGACGUUAAAGAUUCCGUGACGUCACUUGACAAGAGGAGUUGCUAAUUGUGUGUUUGCGUCGCGGUCCAAAUUUGAAACUUGUUACCCGGAACCUACUCGAUUGGGGUUACACAUUGCAACACCGCCCCCGUGCCGUGAUACUACCGCAGGCCGUGCCCGUCUGUGAAACGUGGCGCCGUUCUUCAUGGUAGCCUUGCGUCAUCAGAAUGGUGCGAAUACCACGUUUAGUAAUAACGAUCUGAUUACUGACUCCAUGAUUCAUUCACAUACCAUAUUGUUACACGAUGAAUUGCAGCCUUCUUUAAAUCCACUGCUGGAUGAAGGUCUUACCAUUUCGUAAGUCGGGGAUGUUUUUUAUUUAUUUUACCAUCCUUCACCGCGCUGUCAGCACUUGUUGGUGAAGAUGGUCCCAGGAUGGGUUUGAACAUCGCUCACCGCUCAUGAGAACCGUGGCCAGGAAUUGAACUCAGGUGACCGCGUUUAUAGUGCAGUGUGAGAGCCACUGCUCCACGACUCCACCGCACGGGCAGAUUGAUGGUUGGCCACUGCUGCUGUCUUCACGUAAUCGCAAAGAUUUGUUUUGAUCGUUGACAUGUACGUCGCUUUACGCUUGAGUCACGCAAUUACUCAGAUCGGGAUCACACACAGCCAUCAUCGCUCCCCUGCUGGCAGACUGAUGCCCGCUCGCAGGCCGGGUAAUGAGUCCCCCUCGUGCCGCCCAGGGACAGCUGCCACUGGGGGUGCCCUCCGUGAGAUGCAAGUUGCCUGUCGCUUACGUAAGCGCCCUGACAUGCCCCGGCAUAGCGAGUACUGUAUAUCAAACAUAAAUCGUGACUUAUCAUCAUCACGCGGAUUCCUCCGGCCGUCAUCCUCGCAGCAGCAGCAGCAGCAGCAGCUGCUGCUCUUGGCUGCUGCCAUCGGGCCGCCCUGGUUAAUACUGCGAUGCAGCUCUUGUCUGCUGCCAUCGGGCCGCCCUGGUUAAUACUGCGAUGCAGUUCUUGGCUGCUGCCAUCGAACAAAGGCGGUGGUCGCCGCAUCGCGCGGCACUUUCAGGUGCGCUUCUGGCGGCCGUCUGGAACGCUCUUCCCUUCCGAUGUUAUGAAGCCACUGGAGUUAUGCACUUUCAAUUAUCAUCUAGAUUGAAAACUCAUUUUUUUUCUGUACAGCUGCUUUUUGUGUUUCGUUUGUUGUCCUUCCCCACGCGUACCUCCACCUAGCACGGCAGGCUACGUACGACGGUGCUUAAAUACGUUCAACACACAUACAACAUCAACAUCAUGAAUGGUUUGGAAUUAAACAAUUUUGAUUAAUCACUCGAGUAAACAACCCAAUUGGAAGAUGCUGAGUUGUGUCAUAUGAUUACCAACUAAACCUGGAAUUAUUUAGAAAGGCACUAAAUUGAGCUUCAGUAAUCUGAUUAAAGUAACUCCCUUAACACAGGUUAUGGGGUCACGGUUAUGAACAAUUAUAAAUGGUAUUGACGAUGUUAAUUUAAUAAUAAAAGAUUACAAUGAUUCAAGCAUUUCUGUACAAUCAUUACCGUACAAUGUUUUACCGAAGUCGUUACUUACAUUUAUUUCCUACAAUAAAAGCUUAAGUAACACAAA